UAGUACAGGUGGUUCGCAAAUGGUUAUAUUGACAAUGUUCAAGAAAACGUUCUCGUUAUCUUUAUUUUUCAUACCAGACACAAUUUCACGUAGUCCAAAAAAGCACUGUUAUAAAAGCAAGCCUAAUCUACACUCGACAUCCAGUCUGAAAUCUACUCGGUUACGAAAAAUAAUAACACAACGAAAAUGUCGGAGCUCCCACUUAUUUUGUGUGUCCUCGGUUUCUUCGCGGCGGGGGCGAUCGCGAAACCCGAGAGCGCAGGUCCGCUCGAAAUAGUUACUGACCGGCCAGCGGUCGACAUACUGCCCGAUAUCGUUCGCAAAGUACAGGACGCCAUCAUGAAGCGCUCCUAUGAAAUAAUCCAGAUAGUUCUGAAACUGCCGUCGCUGGGCUCUGAGGGCGCACUCCCUAUAUCGAACGUCAAAGAAUUUAGAUUCGAAACCCUCGAAAAUUUUAUUUCCUGGUUUAAUCGAGGCGUCGAACAACGCCAUUUAUCAGCCUCGUCAAAACCGAAAGUCGAAGAAUGCCGAAAAAAUAUCACCGAGUUUGAAAAAAAACUCAGAACCGUCGCUCAGUCCACGUACCGGACUGCAAUCUUGAACAUAAUGAAACUGUCGCGAAAAAAAAAUAAAAAACUGGCAGAUUUGAACGUUUUGGCAGCUAAGGCAUUAGAGCCUUCCGGAGAAACAAAGGACAAAAUCGCAACAGCUGCGUGGAAAAUGCAAAAAGAAUUCUUGGACUACGCUGAUCGGAUUGCAAACUUUUACGAGAGUGUCGCCGAAGGAUCGGCUAUUGGAAACAAGUUUCGUAAGACUUACAAUGCUGAGUUAUGGAACAGUAUAAGUAAUAUGAUUUACCACUGCACUGAGUAUUCGCCACGCGACAGCAAUGCGUGUUUGUCUUGUGGACAUACUGAAGGGUGAACGACAACUAAUUUCGUCAAACAUAUCUUGCAACUUUCGUCAUCGAACACCCUCGAAAAUGUGAAAAAUUCUUAAAAUGCAUCAGUGUAUUGAGUAACAUUAUUUUAGUAAAAUAGAAAAAUAAGCAAUCAUCAAUAAAAAGAAUGAACUUUAUUCGGA
Molecule: messenger RNA, 1083 nt
Organism: Venturia canescens
Lineage: Eukaryota; Metazoa; Arthropoda; Insecta; Hymenoptera; Ichneumonidae
Exons: 4
Coding region: 187-924 (245 amino acids)
Source: RefSeq, a predicted model, not a curated record